Elephantulus edwardii (Cape elephant shrew) is the source of this 621-nucleotide messenger RNA. It is a transcript of the gene PMF1, whose product is annotated as polyamine-modulated factor 1. Bases 1 to 621 code for a protein of 206 amino acids. Lineage: Eukaryota; Metazoa; Chordata; Mammalia; Macroscelidea; Macroscelididae. Gene Ontology annotation, biological process: chromosome segregation. The record is from RefSeq and is a predicted model, not a curated record. The transcript is spliced from 5 exons. Gene Ontology annotation, cellular component: MIS12/MIND type complex.
AUGGCUGAAGCGGUGGGUGGCAGUGAUACGAGCAACCGCUCUGACGAAAAUGGGCCUGAGGGUUCGUCCCCGAAACCUGUGCUCCCUGCCGCUACCGUCUCGAGAGUGAAGCUUGUCGACACGAUGAUAGCGACUUUCCUCCAAAAGCUGGUCGCUGCCGGGAGCUACCAGAGGUUCGCUGACUGUUACAAGCGCUUCUACCGGCUGCAGCCCGAGAUGACACAGCGGAUCUACGACAAGUUUGUAACUCAGCUGCAGACCUCUGUCUGGGAGGAAAUCUCUGAAAUCAAACAGGAGGGGAAUCUGGAAGCUGUCAUGAAUGCCCUGGACAAUAUUGUGGAAGAAGGCAAAGACCGAAAGGGGCCAGCGUGGCGGCCGAGCGGGAUACCGGAGGCAGACCUGCGCAGCGCCAUGGUGCCCUACUUCCUGCAGCAGCGGGAUGCCCUGCAGCACCGCGUACAGAAGCAGAAGGCCGAGAACCAGCAGCUGGCAGACGCCGUGCUAGCUGGGCGCAGGCAGGUGGAGGAGCUGCGGCUGCAGGUCCAGGCCCAGCAGCAGGCCUGGCAGGCGCUGCACAGAGAGCAGAGGGAGCUGCUGGCUGUGCUGAAGGAGCCAGAGUGA